GUCACGGCUAAAUCCUGUAAUGGCGCACUGCAUGGAAAACUAUUUCCUGUUUGCAGGUUUUUGCUGUUUAUGAAGCAGGUUAUCCACAGUACAGGUGCUUCUGAGAAGAGAUAUCAACUCUUGAAACCCCAACACAACUUGUUAACAAACCAUCUCAAUAGGACGACAAGAAUUGUAGGCGGACAGGAUGGACGGCGAGGUCCACCUGUACACGGCCAUGUUUGGUCACGCCCCAGAGAAAACGGGCAAUGAAGAUGAGGAACCGGACUACAUCAGUAUAGAUAUUGGGGACAUCCUCGAGGUGAAGGGUCCACGUCCGACCACCAAUGAUACCUGGAUGAAGGGGCAUAAUAAAAAUAAAGGCACCACUGGAUUUUUCCCUGGUAACUUUGUGGAAUAUGUAGGACCCGCUCCGAAAGUAGAACCGCCGGCGCUACCAGAAGUUCCACGGGUACCACACAGGCUGGUAGAUUGUUUCUUCCUGAGGCCGGUCAUCUGCUUCUACUGUAAAGAUUAUAUCUGGGGUACAGGAAAAGUAGGAAGGCGAUGUGACGGUUGCAAAAAGUGUUGUCACUUGCAAUGUUGGGAAGUAUACUCCAACACACACUGUAGGCGGGACAAGAAUGGCACCGUACCCCAAACACUGGACGCUGAUGUGCCCCUGAAGGAUUGGAACGUCAAUGAUGUUGUUGACUGGAUGGCUGCACUGAACAUCUACCGUUAUGCUCAACUCUUCAGGGACCGCAAUAUAGACGGCACUAUGUUGGAAGACAUGGAUGAAGAAAAACUAAAAGAAUUGGGAAUUAAGGAUAACUUUCACAAGAAAUCCAUCAUGGUAGCCAUUGAUGAACUGUGUGGACGUGAACCAGAACCUAGCAAUGGACCCGUUUAUCCCUCCGACCCCAUGGAAGCCGCGAGCUGCGGAGCAUCGUCAGAACAUCGCUUUGCGGAAUAUAGCUUCUCAUCAAUGCAAAGAUGUCAUCUUUGCGACAAGUUUCUCUAUGGACUUGUGCGCCAGGGACUCCAAUGCCGGGAGUGUGGCAUGUGUUCCCACCGAUACUGCUCCUCAUCGAGAACAUCAGAAUGCAACGUGCCAAAGAUAGAUCGCUUGAGACGACCCAGCUUCACACAAAAUUCAUCAUUUGGGGCAGAAUUAGGGGAGGAAGUCAGCAAGUGCCAUUUAGAGGCGCCGUGGAUUAUUGUCAAGUGUACGGAGGUGAUUGAGAAGUGGUGUGUUGAUCAUAAAUCAGAAGCACUUAGUGUUUAUAGGAUCUUUGCUAAGACUGAAGAAAUCAACGAAAUCAAGGCAGAAUUAAAUCUCGUGAAUGAUCCUACACAAGUAAAUCUGGCUCCGUUUAAUGUACAUUGUGUGGCUGGUGCUUUGAAAAAGUACCUUCGUGAACUUCCAAAUCCAGUCAUCCCUGUUGACAUGUACGAUGCCGUCAUGGCCGUUGCACAGCAGCGUGAACACGGAUCAUCAGACAUUACCAAGAGUUUGGUCGAGUUGAUCACAGCUCUUCCCGGUCCUCAUCAGUCGACACUGCGCUUCCUCAUGGCGCACUUUAUCCGGUUAUGGAAGAUUCAGCAUGAGUCGGAGGUGGACGACGGACUCGACAAACUGUCCCACGUAUUCUGUCACAUACUGCUUCGCCCGCCCUGGGAGAAAAUCAUUGAGAUUGUGGACAACACCAAGUACCACAUAGACAUUUUUGAGGAGCUUCUAAAGAACGGUAGUUGGGGGGAGGCGCCUCCUCCUUCACCGCCUACCAGGCCGCCCCGCCCACAGUCUCCUAUCAUUUCCUCCGAACAUUUGUCCGUCAUGUCUGCUGAAGAGAGACUAAAGGAAGCGGAGUGGUAUUGGGGCAAUCUUUCCCGUGAGGAAGUAAAUGAACUAUUAAGAGACAAACCUGAUGGCACGUUUCUGGUGCGUGAUUCAGCUACACAAGGCGAUUACACGUUGACAAUACGGAAAGGUGGUACUAACAAACUCAUCAAAAUAUACCACAGUUCUGAAGGCAAGUUUGGCUUUGUGGAACCAUUAACUUUUAAUUCUGUUGUGGAUCUUAUACAACACUACAGUAACAUUUCCCUGUCCAUCUACAACCGCACGCUCGACACCAAGCUCCUCUACCCAGUGUCCAAAAACAAGGCAGCGGAGUUAGAUACUGACAGCCUGAAGGAAGAGUGUAAGAAACUACAGAGAAUCAACGCUGAGUACUUAACAAAGAUGCACGAAUACGACACGCACUACGAGGAACACUCGAAGCUCUCUCAGGAACUCCAGCUCAAACAUCAGGCUCUGGAUGCCUUCAAGGAAACCGUGGCGGUGUUCGAGGAGCAGAUGGAACUCCACCGGAAACAUCAGAGAGAUGUAUCGCUCCACGACAUUCAAAAAUUACACGAAAACUAUGAGCUGUUGAAGAGUAGGUGUCAAAGUAUUCAUGAAAGUAAGGAGAAGUUGGAAACGGAAAUUAACCGAAAAACCACCUUGAAUAGAACUCUUAUAAGUGACAUGAACAGUUUACGACCAGAAAUCAAGAGACUUCAUAAACAGCGAGAGCAGGUGAAAAAAUUCCUUCUGGACCAGGGAGAACAGCCAGAUUCCAUAGACGCCAUUCUGCUGGAGAAUGACAGGGACCCUUUGUUACAUGAGAAAAAUUGGUUUGUGAACUGUGUCCGGGAACAAGCGGAGCGUCUCCUCGCAGGAACGAAAGACGGAACAUUCCUGAUUCGGCCGAAGGAUCAUGUCCAUGUCUUAUCAAUCAUGUGCAAUGGAAAAGUGGGUCACUGUAUCAUUGGUAACAAUGAAGGGCGCUUCGGCUUUUCUGAAGGGUUUUACAAGUUUGAUGAUGUGAAGGACUUGGUGUUACACUACCACAGAGAAUCUCUAAAGGAACACAACGGAGAAUUGGACACCAAACUCAUUUACCCUGUACACUGUCAAACGACUGGUGCUCAAGGUCAGGCCCCCUCAGAUAUAUACCUCAAAAUGCGACCAACGACGUCUUAGUGUAUGUUUACAAAUGCAGACUAUCGACAGUAUUCAAGAUAACUGUGAUUCCUCUCGUCAGUACUGUUCCGUAGAGUGUGACAGAGUUUACGGCAUAAUCCUGUGUUAGGUGGAAGCAGACAACACGGUAACCGUGGUGAUGAUGACACGACCACCAUAAAAAAACGUGCUAUAUCUCUCGUCAAGGAGAUUUUACAGUAACUGCUGAUAACCUAUAUAGUAAUAUAAGUACUAGUUUUUAUGUGCUACCCACUAGAAAACGUCUUUCAAAUCUGGUGCACAAUUGGUCAUAUGACCAUGGACGCUUUGUUUCAUUGGAUCAAGUCUACAAGACCUUUGAAGAGUCAAACUGUCUUUUCAUUGGUCAAAAAAAUUAUAUAUAUUUUAUGUUUAUUGUCAGAUGUGUGAACAAAUUGAGGCAUGUGUAACACCAUGUGAGUGAUUUACCAAAGGAUACGAAAAAUGGCAGACUGGAAUGGACGUCGAUUUAACUGUGAUUGUUACACACUAAGUGCUAUACAUAGAAACUGGAACACAUGUUACGGUCAAUUUCUUUCUGAUAUUUUUUUGCAGAGGAAAAAGAUUCAUUGGAAAAUUGAUCAUGAUAAAUCAUUAUUUGAACGAGUAGAAUAUGUGGAUGUGUUUUGUGAAAGAGUGUUUUUUGAAAACUAGGUUACGAGUAUGAAUAGUUAUAGCUAGGUUUUCUAGAGUCACUGAUUGUCAGUGAGGCAUUGUUUUUUGUUGCUGAUGUGCAUUGUACUGCAAUCAAAUUGUUAUUGUGACUGAGCAUGAAAAGGAUUUAAAUGGCAUAAGUGUGCAUUAUCACCGUCAAACUACAAGUUUGACUUUGCAGGAAUCUGCAGGACUCGCAGACUAUGCGUUGACUUAUAAUUUAGACUUGUGUUCGGUUCUGUAAAUACUUUGCUCUGGUCGAUCGAUAAAUACUGUACUCUUAUCAGUCAGUAAAAUUAUGUGCUCUGAUUGGUUAGUAAAAUACUGUAAUCUGAUUGGUCGCUGCUGAAAGGCAAACGAGAGUGAGCGAGAGUGAGACAUAGAACAACCAAAUUAUCAUUCAACUUCAUCUUCCCGUCAUUCUGUCUACUUGUAUUGGAAAACAUUGAGGUAGAUGAUGUAAUUCAGACUCCCGUCAUUCUGUCUACUUGUAUUGGAAAACAUUGAGGUAGAUGAUGUAAUUCAGACUCCCGUCAUUCUGUCUACUUGUAUUGGAAAACAUUGAGGUAGAUGAUGUAGUUCAGACUGGUGCUAUAUAUAUUAGUCAUUUUUUGUCAUUUUACUGCGGCACCAAACAUGGUUGAUGUCAGUAAAGCCGUCUUUCUCUGUAGGUAAAACAAACACAGUGCUCUUCCCCAAAUAUAAUCCCUACAUAAAUCCUGAUUCUAGUGAAACAUUACUAAAAGGAUAGUGCUAUGUAGCGGUACAUGAUAAAGAGACCUAAGGUGCUGGGGUAGAUUUCUGUACACCAGCGCUCCGGGCACUGUCUUCACUCAGCCAUGCAGAGAAAGAUAGCUUCUCUCAUUGUUCUGUGCCUAAUUUUCUGCUCUCUCUAAUUUCUCACCUGUAUUACUCCAGCAUUUCUUGAAGUGCACUUAGCUAUAAACUUGAAAGGACAUGAGUAUUCAGCAUACAAAGCAUACUGCUCGUACUGUCAGCAUUAUAUUAGCCAAUUUUAAAUUCUGAUAUCUAUAUUUGUAUUAUGUAUGAGAUAGUCUAACCUUUCAAAUGUUCAAAUAGUGCCCCCGGACCUUUCACAGGUUAAAAUUUCAAAAGAUAAUUUUCACACAUGUUCAUGAAAUAUUGACUUAUUAAAAUAUUACAGGUGUGUCUUCCUGAUAUAGUAUAUAAUUAUGAAUACUUAAAAGCAUGUUUACGACAUUUACAGGGCAAAUAUUAUUUAUGUGUAUAAUUUUGACGUAUUGUGCGACUAUGAGAACCAUCACAUGGCUUUCAUUAAAAUGAUAUUUUUGACGAAAGAUUAAUUCUAUAUUUUGUGAAUCUCCCUCGAGCUAUCUAAAUAAAAUGGCUUUAUAUUGUAGCAGUUUAAAAAAAAAAGAUAGUUGAAUGAGAAAACACUACAUUCCAACUGAAAUGUUUAACACUUGUACUCUGAAUUCAUCAGGGGCAGUACUACCAAAGUAACCUUCGCUUGUUUGCUGAAAUCAUUGCUAUAUUUUACUGAGAAAAGAGGGCUAUACAUAUGAUUGUCGGGCUAUACAUAUGAUUGUUGGGCUAUACAUAUGAUUGUCGGGCUAUACAUAUGAUUGUUGGGCUAUACAUAUGAUUGUCGGGCUAUACAUAUGAUUGUUGGGCUAUACAUAUGAUUGUCGGGCUAUACAUAUGAUUGUUGGGCUAUACAUAUGAUUGUCGAGCUAUACAUAUGAUUGUUGGGCUAUACAUAUGAUUGUCGGGCUAUGAUAGUUGGGCUAUACAUAUGAUUGUCGGGCUAUACAUAUGAUUGUCGGGCUAUACAUAUGAUAGUUGGGCUAUACAUAUGAUUGUUGGGCUAUACAUAUGAUUGUCGGGCUAUGAUAGUUGGGCUAUACAUAUGAUUGUCGGGCUAUACAUAUGAUUGUCGGGCUAUACAUAUGAUUGUUGGGCUAUACAUAUGAUUGUUGGGCUAUACAAAUGAUUGUUUGUUAUGUACAAGAUUGCUUUCUGUGUUAACAGUCAGUUUCUGAUUUAGGACGGAAACAUAACCACCAGCUUUUGAUUGUUAUAGCGGAAACGUUGCGUACAAGUCAACUUGUGACUUUUGGGAUGAAGUGUACCUGCAGGCUUCUGACAGUGUAACUAUGUAUGAUUUGAAUGUGUUAUGAUGGAAACAUCGGAUACCACUUUGUUCUGUGACCUAUUGUUUCCUUAACUUACAUUUUUAUUGACUUCAUCGUAUGUCUGAGGUAUGUUGUGCCUAGCAGACCGAUCAGUUCAUAUCUUACACAAAUCCUACAAAUAAAAUCAUCAAUUUUA
This is a messenger RNA of Mizuhopecten yessoensis (Yesso scallop), 5995 nucleotides long. Its product is annotated as phosphatidylinositol 3-kinase regulatory subunit alpha-like. Gene Ontology annotation, cellular component: phosphatidylinositol 3-kinase complex. The record is from RefSeq and is a predicted model, not a curated record. Gene Ontology annotation, biological process: phosphatidylinositol phosphate biosynthetic process; insulin receptor signaling pathway. NCBI's taxonomy places the organism in Eukaryota, Metazoa, Mollusca, Bivalvia, Pectinida, Pectinidae. The coding region runs from base 188 to 3010 and encodes 940 amino acids. The transcript has 18 exons. Gene Ontology annotation, molecular function: protein binding; 1-phosphatidylinositol-3-kinase regulator activity.